GGCGCUUCCCGGUAAGAUUAAUUGAAACUAGGGACGAUGCGAUGAAGUUUGAUCAAAGGAGGCUAAAUUCAGUUAAGCUAAACUCAGCAAAUGAAAUAGUUCAUGAUCAUAUUUGUUUUUAAAUUUAGGUUAUGUGCCUCCUAGUCGACAUACCAUCACUCGUCGUCUCAAACGUCUCCAUGUAUUGCAUCGCAAAAAGUUAUUUGAUGAUUUAAAACAUGUUGAUUAUAUCUCCAUAACCACCGAUUUUUGGGCGAAUCGGCAGAAUCAGUCGUUUUUGGUCAUAACUGGCCAUUAUUUCAAAAGCGAUGACAUCAAUUUAAAAUCGACAGUUUUAAAUUUUUCUAAAUUCAAUGAAAGACAUACAUCACAUCAAAUUUCUCGAAUACUCAAAAGGAAAUUGAGAGAACUGAAUAUUUCACACAAAGUUAUUGUUAUAACUUGCGAUGGAGCGAACAAUAUGGUACGUGAUCUUGAUUUGUAUGCAAAACGGCUGUGGUGUGUGGCGCAUCGUCUUCAUCUUACAAUAACCAAUGCUUUUGGUCUUUGGAUUACAAAAAAAGUGGAGAUGCAAGUACCUCAAAUGAUGAAAUAG
This is a messenger RNA of Didymodactylos carnosus, 595 nucleotides long. The record is from the annotation of a GenBank genome assembly. NCBI's taxonomy places the organism in Eukaryota, Metazoa, Rotifera, Eurotatoria, Philodinida, Philodinidae.